AACAAUGUCCACCGAUGUGUACAGAAGAACGUGAUUGUGGGCAGACAUUUUGGCGUAAGGGCUGCAACCUACAGCUUCAAGAUUCCAUCCAAGUGUUAAUGUGGGAGAAAGAUGUCGAUUGCCCCUCCUCCAGGUUUCAGGGGUGUGGACCACUUAACUGCCGAGGAAAUGGAAGUAACAGAGGCAAUAAGAAAGAAGGGAAGAAAGUCAGCUUUAGGCUGCAGCCUUCUCUUUGCCUCAUUUCCUCCACUUUAUUGUAUAUUUCGAGGAAAAAAGCUCAAUUUGAAGGCAGUUCAAAGUUUAGCAAAUCCUCAAACAUGGAAAGAACAGAUAAUGCCGAGGUUAAGGGAGGACCGCAGGAAGCUGAUGAUUCAGAUACCUAUUUUUAUUUUGGGGGGUCACAGUUAUGGUGUGAUACACCAAAAAAUGAAGUUUAGAAAAAAUAUAAUGAACUCCUCUCUCCCCGACACCAGUUAUUUGAAGAUAGCAGCUAUAGAAAACAAACCUUAUCAUGUAGUUUUGAUGGAAAAUGGACAGCUGGCCCAGGAAAAGGUUGACCUGCGAUCCCUGUACUCCAACAGCUCUAAUGAGGAGCCUACUCAACAAAGUGCCACUGACCGGCAGUUUUACGAUAACCCACUGCAGAGCUCCGAUUACAAAGAACACUUGCCAGAGGAAGGAAUUGUGGGAGGAAAACAGAGUGGAAUAUCAGGUUAUUCAUCCAGAUAUGCAUCCCGUUUUCAGCCAAGAAAACCACCGAGAGAUGGUGAAGAUUUCAGCUCUGAGGGAUCUGCACUGGAAACGGGUUUCCAGAAAAAUAAGGAAGACUUACAGGAGGGAGAGAAAGUGUGGAACAUUUAACUUACCAUACUGAGAAUAUUGUUACAUGUACAGUAAUUGAGACUUACAGGAGGGAGAGAAAGUGUGGAACAUUUAACUUACCAUACUGAGAAUAUUGUUACAUGUAAUUGAGACCAUCAGGCUAUAAAACUGAACUUUUACGGAGUUUUUUUUUAUUUCGGGGUAUUUGGGGGGGGGGGGGCUGUCAACAGGCGGGUGCACUGAGGGCUCCUCUUCUUCAACUCGUGUCAUCACCUGUUUUACUGUAUUCUACUCAGCACCAAGAGAAAGGUGUUACUGUGGUUGCAUUCAGCAUGAAUCCCCACAGAAUUGGGCCUACACUGAUCUAUGUAGAACAAUAGUUACAUUGGGAAUGAGCCCUUAGGCACUUUUAAGAUCCCUUGUGAAACAGUGAUAGUCACAAAAGGGCAAACUUCAUUAUUGAAUAUUUUGGCCUACUUCAUUCAGGGAAAAAUGUACAUGGAGUAAUUACAAUAAUCUGAAGUAAAGCAAUUAUUGAUCUUACCUUA
Messenger RNA from Lingula anatina, 1370 nucleotides. RefSeq lists its product as uncharacterized. The record is from RefSeq and is a predicted model, not a curated record. NCBI's taxonomy places the organism in Eukaryota, Metazoa, Brachiopoda, Lingulata, Lingulida, Lingulidae.